Molecule: messenger RNA, 2578 nt
Organism: Arvicanthis niloticus (Nile rat)
Lineage: Eukaryota; Metazoa; Chordata; Mammalia; Rodentia; Muridae
Gene: Gapdhs
Product: glyceraldehyde-3-phosphate dehydrogenase, spermatogenic
Biological process (GO): glucose metabolic process; glycolytic process
Cellular component (GO): cytosol
Molecular function (GO): NADP binding; glyceraldehyde-3-phosphate dehydrogenase (NAD+) (phosphorylating) activity; NAD binding
Source: RefSeq, a predicted model, not a curated record
AUGUCGAGACGUGACGUGGUCCUCACCAAUGUUACUGUGGUCCAGCUACGGCGGGACCCGUGCCCAUGCCCAUGCCCGUGCCCAUGUCCAUGCCCGGUGAUCAGACCAACUCCACCGCCACCCAAGCCUGAGGAGCCACCACCACCACCGCCGCCACCACCACCGCCACCACCACCACCACCAGCGGUGGAGACACCACCACCAUCACCACCACCACCACCACCUCCUCCUCCUCCACCCAAGAUAGAGCCAGAAGCACCUCCACCUCCACCUCCACCUCCACCUCCCCCUCCCCCUCCACCUCCCCCUCCACCUCCUCCACCACCCCAAAAGCCAGCUAGAGAGCUGACAGUGGGCAUCAAUGGAUUUGGACGCAUUGGCCGUCUGGUGCUGCGAGUCUGCAUGGAGAAGGGCAUUAGGGUGGUAGCGGUGAAUGACCCAUUCAUUGAUCCGGAAUACAUGGUAUACAUGUUCAAAUAUGACUCCACACAUGGUAGAUACAAAGGAACCGUGGAACAUAAGAAUGGACGACUAGUUGUGGACAACCUUGAGAUCAACGUGUACCAGUGCAAAGACCCUAAAGAAAUCCCCUGGAGUUCUGUAGGGAGUCCCUAUGUGGUGGAGUCUACAGGCGUAUACUUGUCUAUAGAGGCAGCUUCGGGACAUAUUUCAUCCGGUGCCAGGCGUGUGGUGGUCACUGCACCCUCCCCUGAUGCGACCAUGUUGGUCAUGGGUGUGAACGAGAAGGACUAUAACCCUGGCUCCAUGACCAUUGUCAGCAAUGCAUCCUGUACCACCAACUGCCUGGCUCCCCUCGCCAAGGUUAUUCACGAACGCUUCGGGAUCGUGGAAGGGCUAAUGACCACAGUCCAUUCCUACACGGCCACUCAGAAGACAGUGGAUGGACCAUCAAAGAAGGACUGGCGAGGUGGCCGAGGUGCUCACCAGAACAUCAUCCCAUCUUCCACUGGGGCUGCCAAGGCUGUAGGCAAAGUCAUCCCAGAGCUCAAUGGGAAGUUAACAGGAAUGGCAUUCCGGGUGCCAACCCCAAACGUAUCAGUUGUGGACCUGACCUGCCGCCUGGCCCAGCCUGCUUCCUACUCAGCUAUCAAGGAGGCUGUGAAAGCCGCAGCCAAGGGACCUUUGGCUGGCAUCCUUGCUUAUACAGAGGACCAGGUGGUCUCCACUGACUUUAAUGGCGAUUCCCAUUCUUCCAUCUUUGAUGCUAAGGCUGGAAUUGCCCUCAAUGACAACUUCGUGAAGCUUAUUGCCUGGUACGACAACGAAUAUGGCUACAGUCACCGGGUAGUCGACCUCCUCCGCUACAUGUUUAGCCGAGAGAAGUAACACAAAAGGCCCCUCCUUGCUCCCCUGCGCACUUCGCCCUCCUGCCUUCGGCUCCCCCUCAAAGGAGGGCGUGCGUCUCUCGCGCCGCCGCCGGGUCAACAAUGAAAUAAAAACCAGAGUGCGCACAGCUUUGCCCUCUUGACUCUGCGCCGAUCACCUUGCGUUCAGGGCCAGGUUCAAGGUUCUCGGAUGAGCGAGGAGAGGUGGCGCUUGGCUCCGAGCCGGGUGAGAGAAGGCAAGAGUUGUCUGAACACCGGUCUUAAACCGUGUUGGGCACUGGAAGAACCUGCAGCAAGGCUGGCGCUGGGCGCUCUGACGUCACGGCGCGCGACGUACCAGGCCGGACUACAGUUCCCAUAAGGCCGCGCGCGGGCCACGGCAAGCAGGUGGGCGCCAGGCCCCGGUGCCGGCGAGGCCGACUAGACGAGACCCUUCGCUUGGCGAGUCCCGCGUUGGCGGGACCGGGCGGCUGGCGUCAUGACCCUGUUCCACUUCGGGAACUGCUUCGCCCUCGCCUACUUUCCCUAUUUCAUCACGUACAAAUGCAGCGGCCUGUCUGAGUACAACGCCUUCUGGAAAUGCGUCCAGGCUGGGGUCACCUACCUCUUUGUGCAGCUAUGCAAGAUGUUGUUCUUGGCCACUUUCUUCCCCACCUGGGAAGGUGGCAUCUAUGACUUCAUUGGGGAAUUCAUGAAGGCCAGUGUGGAUGUGGCAGACCUGAUGGGUCUAAACCUUGUCAUGUCCCGGAAUGCAGGCAAGGGGGAGUACAAGAUCAUGGUCGCUGCCCUGGGCUGGGCCACUGCUGAACUCAUUAUGUCCCGCUGCAUCCCUCUCUGGGUGGGAGCCCGAGGCAUUGAAUUUGACUGGAAAUAUAUCCAGAUGAGCAUAGACUCCAACAUCAGUCUGGUCCACUACAUCGUUGCAUCGGCUCAGGUCUGGAUGAUAACACGCUACGACCUGUACCACACCUUCCGGCCCGCGGUUCUCCUCCUGAUGUUCCUUAGUGUCUACAAGGCCUUUGUCAUGGAGACCUUCGUCCACCUCUGCUCCUUGGGUAGUUGGACAGCACUGCUUGCCCGGGCAGUAGUGACAGGUCUGCUGGCCCUCAGCACCUUGGCCCUGUAUGUUGCUGUUGUCAAUGUACACUCCUAGCUUGGCGUCCCAGGUGUUGGCGUACCUUUUUAUUGCCUCUCUCCAGAUUUUAGUGAAGUAAACAGUGUUUGGAAAGGUU